AUGAAAAAAUUGAGUUUGGCAAUUUUAUUGAUCUCCAUCACCUAUGCUUAAUUGACUUUUAAUGCUCUUAAUAAAUGCACAUGUGGUGAUUUGACAACAUAAUAGGAUUGUGCUCAAUCUUAACCUAUAUGUUCUUGGGAUUCAAAAGCUAGCUCAUGUUCAACCGUAUCUUGUUCAUCCAUAAGUGAUCAAACAAAUUGUGCCAACAAUUUGAAGUGUAUGUGGAAUGGCAAAGGAUGUGUUGAUUUUACACUUUGCAAUUAAUUAACUGGAGCCAAUCAAGCAGAUUGCUUAGCAAAAUCAAAAAACUGCCCAUAAUCUGAUGGUAAGAACUGCGCCAGCGAAGAAGCCUUAAAGUCUUGUUCAUCAUAUUCAAAUUAAACAAUCUGUGAUUUAACUAUCUCAUCUAAUGGAGUUUGCUAUUGGAGUAAUAGUGGAUGUUCAGAAGUUUCAAGUUGUGCUCAAUUGAAUUCAAAUUCUUGCUCAAAGGUUGGAAACGCAUGUCUAUGGAAUGCUACACUCAAUAAUUGUACAUAAGCAAGCUGUGCUUAGUAUGGAAAUAAUAAUACUUGCACCUACUAUUAAACUUAACUUAAUAAAUUGAUAUUUUAGUUGUGCUAAUGGAAUGCUGCCAAUAGUAGUUGUAUUUCUGCUACCGAUACAUCUGCACUUAACAUAAAUACUUGUUACAACUAAACAAAGUACACCUAUAGAUGGUCAAGUAGUUCAAACAAAUGCGAUGUUUGUGCAGGAAAAAUAAUCUAUGUUUUAAUCAUGGCUAUUAUUAUGAUUAUGAUAUGA
This is a messenger RNA of Paramecium tetraurelia, 801 nucleotides long. RefSeq lists its product as uncharacterized. Lineage: Eukaryota; Ciliophora; Oligohymenophorea; Peniculida; Parameciidae. The record is from RefSeq and is a predicted model, not a curated record. The transcript has a single exon.